AUGCCUAUGCCCUCAGUGGGUGCAGGCUUUACCCAACAGGAAGCGGUGUUCCAACAUCCAGCGAGUGGCAACCAGCCUCCAGAUAGACUGCUCGCGGCGGACGACAAUGACAUUGCACAGGGAUCAGCGUCCCAGCUAUAUGAGUGUCUCAGAGGGAAUGGAUGUGCUUUACCGAAUAGUCGGGUGACUGAGGCACUGGAGAUGGCCAGAAACAUAACUCGGACAGUAUGGAAUCCAUACCAUGCUGAAGCUCACAACCUCUAUGGCGUACUCAGACAUUCAUCGCGCUAUCCCAUGAGGACAGGCACAAUGGAGGGCCAUCGAGUGGAAGCAGGAAUUGAUGAUCCCGCUGCGACCGGCGCCCCGGGUGGCCCCGGUGACUCUGAUCCCAAUGCCAGAAGACGCUUACUGGCAGACGGCAAAUUGACGCGCGCAAUCCCAGUGAGCUGCUGGAUGGCUGUCAAUGGAAAGUGGCAAACCAUUACAGAGAAAGAGCCCCGUGGCUAUGUGGCUACGCUUCGUGCUCCUGACUUCCACUCCAAAUGCGGCCUGCACUUCACACCACACGAACAAGCAAUCCAAAGACAUAUAGGAGUCUGCUUAACUGCCACACUCGACUAUAGAGUACGUGGGUACGCUGCGUACUCCCAAGGCGGUUCACUCCAGAACACAACAACAAUCCAACAACACAAAGCAGUCAGAGUUCCUGCUACGAGUAACUAUAUAGCACUGAUUGGAUUUCCAAAUUUCGAACAUCUCCAUCAAAGGCCACAAUCCACCUAUGAUGUGGUCGGCCAAGGCAUAAGCGACAAGGCAAUAUCCAAGGAAAUGAAGCCGCAUCACGAUUUGCGUGCCAAUCCCAGCGUCUCAAGCAAUGGCACAUCCUUGUUUUUGAAUACUCCAUCCGGAUACAAACAACGAUAUGCAUCGGCCACUGUCGAUGUCGGAACGAGGACACGUUUAUCUCAUAGAACAUGGCAAGAGCAAUCCUGA
Messenger RNA from Aspergillus neoniger CBS 115656, 993 nucleotides. RefSeq lists its product as uncharacterized. The transcript is spliced from 5 exons. The coding region runs from base 1 to 993 and encodes 330 amino acids. Lineage: Eukaryota; Fungi; Ascomycota; Eurotiomycetes; Eurotiales; Aspergillaceae. The record is from RefSeq and is a predicted model, not a curated record.